AUGUACCUCAAGAGAGUAGUCGACGCAGUUCAAACGGCAAAGCUGUGUACUCGUCAAAAUCUUGGUAGCCUCAGAGCGGGAGCCUUGAUGUCUUUGCGGCAGGCAGCAGAGGCAUACGUUUCCGUCCUUCUGAAGUCAAUAUUGUUAAGCCUUGUUAAGCAUAUCAAGAAAUCAUGA
Laccaria bicolor S238N-H82 is the source of this 177-nucleotide messenger RNA. RefSeq lists its product as uncharacterized. Bases 1 to 177 code for a protein of 58 amino acids. The record is from RefSeq and is a predicted model, not a curated record. Lineage: Eukaryota; Fungi; Basidiomycota; Agaricomycetes; Agaricales; Hydnangiaceae. The transcript has a single exon.